GUCUUCGGUGCUUUAAAGUACGUCUUAUGCAAAUACUCUUAUUUAAUGUUAAUUUGUGCUUUUAAAAUCGUGAAAUGAUACUUUGAACUGUAUCGAAGUCAUCGUUGGUGUCAACAAAUGAGUGUCUCUCUUCGAACUAAACGUAACCUACCUACUUCACGGAGAUGGUGAUCGAGUGUUGAAACUUAAGGUUAGGAUGAGAAGCAUCGUUAAUAUUUUGAAGAUGUUCGUUGCAUUUUUUUAUGAUUAUGCACGCGGAUUAUCUUACACAAUCACCACGAUUCUGGUUCUGGGUUACUGCCUACAUCCAGCCAGAUUCGCCUCGCAUUACACAUUUAUAAAGACGCAAGACAUCUACGAUGAAAUGGAAAGAUCCUAUCCAGCGAAGGACAACUCCUGCACGAUUACAAUCAAUCACAGGAGAUCACAGUUGCUCUAUCCCGAAGAACAUCCGCGUGAGGAUCCUGUGGCAAUGGCACGACGUUUAGGAAUACUACCCGGUGGCCAGUGGAAGCCCCUCAACUGCCAUCCUCUUUUCAACGUAGCCAUUAUAUUACCAUACCGAAACCGACAAACGCAACUUACCAUUUUCAUGAAUUACAUCCAUCCUUUCCUGCAAGCUCAAAACCUCGAUUACAGAAUAUUUGUGAUAGAGCAAAGUCCUAUGCGCGAGUUCAAUCGUGCCAAGCUUUUCAAUGUUGGAUACACGGAGGCGACCAAAGCGAACGAUUUUCAUUGUUUCAUCUUUCAAGACAUAGAUUUAAUACCUCAAAAUCCUGACAAUAUUUACGCUUGCACCAAAAUGCCCAGGCAUAUGAGCUCGAGCGUAAAUACAUUCCGUUACAAUCUACCUUAUACCGGUUUAUUCGGGGGUGCGAUCGCAUUAACUCGUAAACAGUUUGAAAGAGUUAACGGAUUUUCCAAUGUUUUCUACGGAUGGGGGGGAGAAGACGACGAUUUUUAUAGUCGUCUUCAAUCGCGAGGCUUUCAAGUCACCCGCUUCGGACCGAGUAUUGCCCAAUAUUAUAUGCUAACGCAUAAGAAAGAACCUCCGAGUAGCGCGAGAUUCGAGAAUUUAGAAACUAGUGCUAGAAGAUACGAGACUGAUGGUAUUAGCAAUUUAGAAUACAGGGUUUUAAAUCAUCAAUUAAGGCCGUUAUAUUCUUGGAUCUUAGCAGAUGUUUAGUCUUUGUUUAGUUUCCAUUUCCUGUUUCUAGUCUCUGUUAAUUUAUAAACAAAUAUGGCUGUUUAACUGUUCGUCGUAAUUUCAGUUAAUAAUAACGAAGCUCAUAUAUAGAAGAAUUAAAUAACGCAACAUUACGGAAAGAUAAAUUUUGUAGAGAUUUCCUAGAAAUUUAUUUCCGUGAAACUGAGAAAAGGUGGCCAUUGAAUUUGUUACGAUGAUAGAACAUGUUCAAUGACAUUCUGUGCAAUACAGGGAAAUAUACAUUUUAUAUUUCUCUAUCGAAUGGUAUAUGCUAGUACGUCAAAGAUAAUACCACGUAUAAUUGUUUGGGGGGUAUAACUGCAGAAAUAUAAUAUCGAUAAACAUUGUCUCACCAUAAUAUUGAGAUUUGUUUUAUGGCGCCAUAUAAUAAUCUGUUUCAAAGUAACUGAAUUAAACAUCAAGUUACAUUCGAGUCAAAGAUCUCGUACAUAUAAGACACGUGUCUCCUACAUUCCGUUUUCGUUCGAUGCAGUAUUUUACAAAAGUCAGUUCUUCGAGCAAGCGCAGGUUUAAUAGUACAAAACUUCUUUAUACAUACAAAGGAUUGUAGUUUGUUCCUCUAGUGAUACGCCUAAAAAUCAAAGUGUUUAUAUAAUCAAGUCAAUUUUUUCCCAAACAUAUUUUUAACUUAGUUUAAUGCUCGAUAUUUUUUAGCGUUAUAUUUAUAUCGACUGAAACGAAGAAAUAUAGUAUUGUAAUUACAUUACUUAUUGUUUUAUAAUUAUAGUGUCACUGGUAACGUACGACACGGUAAAUUAUCGAAUUAGAAUAAACACGCGUAAUAUAUUAACGUUUUGAAUUUGUAUUACUAGUCAUAAAUGAGCCCAGGUAUUCUAGGGAGCUGAUAGGUUUACAAGCGGGACAAAAGAGGGAGCGAGAGGUUUUCUAUUAGUUCCAAUUAUCCCCACCACCGGAUCAUCCGCCAUUGCGUUAACGGGGGCUCUAGAACGUAGACCAUAACCAACGGGGCCCCGUGUACUUUGUGCUUCGAAAAUUUAUCAGCUUUACAAUACUUUUAACGAAGUUUCAAAGCUUGUAAUUGUGUGCAGUUUGUGAAUAAUUCAAUUUCGAAAUGUAGAAAGCUCAAAGUUCAAAUCAUCGAAACUACUUCACUAUAUGUAAGUACAAGCGUCUCGAUACAAAUGAAAAUGUACGUAUAAGGAGUUUGAAAGAGAAAUGUGUAACGAUAAAAUUGUUGCAAAUCGCGUUUAUUAUUUUAUUAAGAAGAUUUGAAACCUCGUAACUGUCGUUUGUUUAGAUAUGUGUACAAUAGAUAAUUCGCGGUACGUGACAUUUUAAGUUUCGCUUGAAAAAAGAAGCGACGUACUUGCUUUAGGUAAAUAUUUUAUUUCGAUUGAAAAAUAACACCGAUGGAGAAAAGAUUCGAUUCUUUAAAAACGAACACGAGUGUAUUGCAAGCAAUAAUGCCGCGUGUAUUUUUAUUAUCAUCUUUUAACCUAUAACUUAUUACAUGGGUUUUGGAUGUGUAAUUAAAAAAAUAACGAUAAAGCGUCAGAAUGACUGUAGAAAUGUGUAUGUAUAGCGAAGAAUGAUCUCAAAAAGUACGAUGCAAAGUAUAAUAAUUAAUAAAA
Messenger RNA from Colletes gigas, 2820 nucleotides. RefSeq names its product beta-1,4-N-acetylgalactosaminyltransferase bre-4-like. Bases 197 to 1186 code for a protein of 329 amino acids. Gene Ontology annotation, molecular function: N-acetyl-beta-glucosaminyl-derivative 4-beta-N-acetylgalactosaminyltransferase activity. Lineage: Eukaryota; Metazoa; Arthropoda; Insecta; Hymenoptera; Colletidae. The record is from RefSeq and is a predicted model, not a curated record. Gene Ontology annotation, biological process: carbohydrate metabolic process; glycosphingolipid biosynthetic process. The transcript is spliced from 2 exons.